Brassica oleracea var. oleracea is the source of this 736-nucleotide messenger RNA. RefSeq lists its product as uncharacterized. The transcript has a single exon. The record is from RefSeq and is a predicted model, not a curated record. NCBI's taxonomy places the organism in Eukaryota, Viridiplantae, Streptophyta, Magnoliopsida, Brassicales, Brassicaceae. Bases 194 to 592 code for a protein of 132 amino acids.
CGUAGAUAUUACAAACAUAACUAAGCAGAUAAAGAACCAAAUAAGCAAACAGCAUACAACACAUGUAAAAUACAACAUAUUGAUUAUCUAAAAGGAAAUUAAAAACACAGAUCAUACGGAAAUGUGUAAUCAACCAAACCAAAACACAACAAAUGGUACAUUUCACUAUAGUAUAUAAGAGACAACAAAACCCAUGAAGUAUUUAAUUAUUCAAGGACUCGAUUUAGUUGUAGUAGGCGGAGGAGAGAACAUUGGAAUGGAUGGGAAAUUGAUUGGGAGAGAAGGAAUCGUUGUGGGGAAUGAAGGUAAAGUUGGCAUUGGAAUAGGAGGGAUUGAAGUGGGAAUUGUGGGAAGAGUUGUUUGUGGCAAUGUUGAUGGCAACGGAGGGAUUGAAGUGGGAAUGGUGGGAAGAGUUGGUUGUGGCAAUGUUGAUGGAAAUGGAGGAAUUGAAGUGGGAAUUGUGGGAAGAGUUGGUUGUGGCAAUGUUGAUGGAAAUGGAGGAAUUGAAGUGGGAAUUGUGGGAAGAGUUGGUUGUGGCAAGGUGGAUGGCAAUGGAGGUAAUCCCGUUGGGAUAGGCAUAUUUGGAAUUUGAGGGAGAGGUUGUUGCUGGAGAAGGUGGCGUGAGGCCGAGCACUUGUUGAUCGUAAUAGAGAAAGAAAGACUCACUAAGAAAGCAAUGAGAAAAAUCUUGAAUGAUGCCAUUUUGAUGAGUUGAUGAGUUCUUUUUUUUUUUUUU